GCGGAAGGUGCUAACCUCAACUACUUGAGCGCAAUGGACGAGUUCUGCUAAAAAUGGCUCAACGUUAUGCCAAGUCGAUUACUUCUUUGCUAGCAUCCUCUACGAGAUCCUUAUCGUCCAGCAGCCAAGCAGGUUGCUGCAUAAGUUUUGCGCCUUUUGUUGGAUCACAAGCGGGAACGUCUUGGAGCUCGAUACUUAAUCAGCUUCCUCAGCAAGCGGCGCACACGCUUGCCAGUUCGCACGCAUGGCUACGAUGCUUAGGGACCAGUACAAUAUGUCGGACCUAUCGUUUGUCGCGGGCGACUAACCAUAGCCCGGCUGCUCUAUCGGGAGUUCUGAGCGACCACAGUUGGCGCUGCUUGGGAAGGAGUACCGAUGCGGGAUUAGCAUGGCAACGGUUAGCCUGGCCGAGCUUCCAGCAGACGGCUUCCAUGGCGACGAUUGGACAACUGCUGCGCGGCGCCCGCAAGGGCCCUCCCAAGCGCAAAUGUAAACUGCGGCAGCUGGACGGCAGCCCUUUUAAAAAGGGCAUCUGCCUCCGAGUUUACACGAUGACACCUAAGAAGCCGAACUCUGCAAACCGCAAGGUUUGCAAGGUACAGCUCACGAAUGGGUUUAAGGCACUGGCCUACAUUCCAGGUGAGGGCCACAACCUUCAAGAGCACAGCAUGGUGCUGGUGCGCGGCGGCCGCGCACGUGAUCUUCCCGGCGUCAGGCUGCGCGUUGUACGCGGCCGAUACGACUGCGCGGGGGUCAAGGACCGCAAAAAGUCCCGGUCGCGGUACGGCACGAAGCGUCCCAAGGCCGCCUGA
Volvox carteri f. nagariensis is the source of this 812-nucleotide messenger RNA. It is a transcript of the gene mrpS12, whose product is annotated as mitochondrial ribosomal protein S12. Gene Ontology annotation, molecular function: structural constituent of ribosome. Gene Ontology annotation, biological process: translation. Gene Ontology annotation, cellular component: small ribosomal subunit; ribosome. The coding region runs from base 54 to 812 and encodes 252 amino acids. The record is from RefSeq and is a predicted model, not a curated record. The transcript is spliced from 2 exons. Lineage: Eukaryota; Viridiplantae; Chlorophyta; Chlorophyceae; Chlamydomonadales; Volvocaceae.